GACAAAGGAAACACCAUCGCGUAUUUCUUUUCAAAUGUGCUGCUGCGAAGAAAAUAAAGGCAGAAUUUUUUGCAAAAUUUCCCCAAUAUCUGGUAAAAUAUCAUUUUAAAGUUAGCGCCAUUAGUUGCUUGCAGUAAAAGUAAUCGUAAAAAGGGCAAGAAUUGACGUGAGCUGGAAAUAGCAAUAGCAAGAAGAAGCAGGCAGGUUCAUCAUCAUCAAGGCGAAGAAGACCAAAGUGUAGCGCAAACAAUAUUCAACAAACGAUGAGUGUAGAUACUUACGAUGGCGCGGUCGGAUCCCAAACUCUGACCUUCCUAGACACCGAGGAGAACGACCUGAUCGGGGCGGACACCCAGGGAACGGACUUCGACUUCCGCGAUUUCACCAUUCCCUCGCAGAGCCAAACGUUGGCCUCCCAGUUGGAUCAUCUUGGCGGGGUCGCAGCUGGUCAGAUCAAUGGAUUCGGACGUCGGUUGGGUUCGGAUGUGUCGAAAAUAGCUGGAAUUACCUCCGCUAUCGGGGAGCUCCAGUUCGAGGAAGAAGAUGACGAUGCGUUGUUGCGAGGUCAGGAGCUUCCGCCGCAUGCUUGCCGCUACUGUGGCAUACACGAACCAAGCACCGUCGUCAUGUGUAACAUCUGCAAAAAAUGGUUCUGCAACGGCCGAGGAAGUACAUCCGGAUCGCACAUUGUCAACCAUCUGGUGCGAGCAAAGCAUCGUGAGGUGACGUUGCACGGCGAUGGACCGCUGGGAGAAACCGUUCUCGAAUGCUACUCGUGUGGCGUGAGGAACGUGUUCGUUCUCGGUUUCAUACCGGCGAAGGCGGACUCGGUUGUGGUGUUGCUCUGCAGACAACCUUGUGCAGCCCAGAACUCGAUCAAGGACAUGAACUGGGAUCAGGAACAAUGGAAGCCGCUGAUCGCCGAUAGGUGCUUUUUAUUCUGGCUGGUAAAGGUCCCAACUGAGCAAGAGCAACUUCGUGCUCGUCAAGUAUCUGCGGCGCAAAUUAACAAACUAGAGGAGUUAUGGAAGGAAAAUGUCGACGCUACGUUUCAGGAUCUGGAGAAGCCCGGGAUAGACAAGGAACCCUCUCCGGUACAGUUCCGUUACGUGGACGGAUAUCAGUAUCAGAACAUUUUCGGACCGCUGGUUAAACUCGAGGCGGAUUACGAUAAACGGCUGAAGGAAAGCCAGACGCAGGAGAAUAUUGAGAUUCGUUGGGAUACUGGGUUGAAUAAGAAAACGAUUGCUUAUUUCACGCUGGCCAAAAACGAUGGCGAUAUGAAGCUGAUGCACGGCGAUGAAUUGCGGCUGAGAUAUACCGGUGAAUUGCACAAACCGUGGAGUUGCGUCGGCCAUGUCAUCAAGGUGCCAGAUAAUUACGGCGAAGAUGUUGGAUUGGAACUGAAACAUAAUCACCAAGCUCCUAUUGAAUGCACUUCGCACUUUGCGGUGGAUUUUAUCUGGAAGGGAACUUCGUUCGACCGGAUGCAGAUGGCUUUGCGAAAAUUUGCCGUUGACGAUAACAGUGUGUCGAAUUAUAUCUACUCUCGCUUGCUCGGCCAUGGCAGACAGGACGGUUCGGAUGACGUUACGUUCCGAAUCAAUAAUUUGCCGAAACAUUUCAGUGCACCAAAUUUGCCGGAUUUGAAUCGCUCUCAAGUUUACGCUGUUAAACACGCCUUGCAACGACCUUUGAGUUUGAUUCAAGGCCCUCCCGGUACUGGUAAGACAGUCACCUCAGCCACCAUCGUCUAUCAAUUGGUGCGAUUAAACGGGGGUCCGGUUCUUGUUUGCGCGCCAAGUAACACAGCGGUGGAUCAGUUGACGGAGAAAAUCCAUCGUACCAAUCUGAAGGUGGUUCGUGUUUGUGCAAAAUCUCGUGAGGCUAUUGAUUCCCCAGUUAGCUUUCUGGCAUUGCACAAUCAGAUUCGCAACAUGGAACAGAACAGUGACUUUAAGAAACUACAACAAUUGAAAGACGAAACGGGAGAGCUUAGCUCUUCCGAUGAAAAACGCUAUCGCAUGCUAAAGAAACAGGCCGAACGCGAACUGCUGGAGGCAGCCGAUGUGAUUUGCUGCACUUGCGUUGGCGCUGGAGAUCCUAGAUUACAAAGAAUCAAGUUUAGCUCGAUUUUGAUCGAUGAAUCGAUGCAGUCCACCGAACCGGAAUGUAUGGUUCCGGUUGUUCUUGGCGCAAAACAACUGAUUCUUGUUGGGGAUCACUGUCAACUGGGACCAGUAGUUAUGUGCAAGAAGGCGGCCAAGGCAGGAUUGUCUCAAAGUUUGUUCGAAAGACUUGUCGUGUUAGGGAUUCGUCCAUUCCGUCUAGAGGUCCAAUAUCGCAUGCAUCCCGAGUUGUCGCAAUUUCCGUCUAACUUUUUUUACGAGGGCAGCCUUCAAAAUGGUGUUUGUGCUGAAGAACGUAAGCUCAAAGUGGACUUCCCUUGGCCCUCCCCCGACACGCCCAUGUUCUUCCUUGUGACCCAGGGCCAGGAGGAGAUCGCUGGUUCUGGUACAUCUUAUCUGAAUCGUACGGAAGCUUCUAAUGUGGAGAAAAUUACAACCCGUUUCCUCAAAGCUGGUGUGAAACCGGAGCAGAUUGGAAUUAUCACACCGUACGAAGGGCAGCGGGCUUAUUUGGUUCAAUAUAUGCAAUAUCAAGGCUCGCUGCACUCAAAACUUUAUCAAGAGAUCGAGAUCGCUAGCGUUGAUGCGUUUCAAGGUCGUGAAAAAGAUAUCAUCAUCAUGUCUUGCGUCCGUUCCAAUGAGCACCAAGGAAUUGGAUUUUUGAACGACCCGAGAAGAUUGAACGUCGCGUUGACCCGAGCUAAAUACGGUAUAAUAAUCGUAGGAAACCCCAAAGUUCUUUCCAAACAACAAUUAUGGAACCAUCUUUUGAACUUCUAUAAGGAUAAGAAGGUACUGGUAGAGGGUUCUCUCAAUAAUUUGAAGGAAUCGAUGAUUCAAUUUACGAAGCCCAAGAAAAUCGUUAACACACUGAACCCGGGCUCACACUUUAUGAACAAUAUAAUGUACGACGCAAAGGAGGCAGGAUAUUUCGAAAGAAACCAUGGCUCUGGAUUCGCAAACAAUUCUUUUGGUAACCCUGGACCUGUGGGAAGCAUGAUGAAUGGACCGCGCAACCCGCCGCUAGAUAUGUUCGCUAGGACGCAUGACCCCAUUAGCUACAUUUCACCGGAGCGCGCCCAAGCGGCAAUGAAUAAUAUGCCCGUUCCGGUUGGAAUGUUUAUGAACAUGUCGAAUGUUCCCCCACGUUUCUUCCAGCAGCAACAGGCAAUGCAAGCAGCUAAGCAAGCUCGACGCACCAAGAUCGGCCCCAGCGUUGUCGGCACCAAACCGAAACUGCGUCCUAUUGGACCUCCCUCGAGCCAAAACAAUUCUUCGGGUGCCAUUGGAUCGAGCUCGCUAACGCAGGGAAUGUCACAAAACAUGUCGCAACCAGGAUUCAGCCUAUCGCAGCAACCGGACUUCUCCCAGGAUUACAUGGUCGAGUAUCAAUCCCAAGUGGAUGGACUUUUGUCGCAGGAUUCCACCUUUGGUCAGAGUCAAUCCGCCGCCGAUCGUCUGGUAUUUGAACUACCACCGAAUCAGUUCUCUCAACCGUAUUGAUAGAGGACAGGAUGAACAGGAUGGCGCACAGCCCGGGGGAAUAUUUGAAAAGCAGUAAUAGCAAAAUCGUCUAUGCCAAAUCACCAAUUCGCAGUUAUAACGAGUAAUGAUCAAAAAGAGGAAACAAGGGAAGGUGAAACCCGUAUGGAACCGCAUUAGCAGGGGGUAGGAAACCUCCUUGGUGUACCCUGGUGCUUGUCCCCGCGCCGUCGCCGCCGUCGUCGUUAUCGUCGUCUUGUCGGAUAGGAAAAAUGCGGGAGUAAUCUGGAAUACGGAGAGCGACUCUAAUGCGACAGAAGCAGUGGCUGCUGAAACCUUUUCCCUAGAAACAGCAGCAGCAGCAAGCAGCAUAAAUCUGGAAAAGCAAACAACACAGCUAAAACAACAAAUCUUUCAAUAAAAACCUUCAUCGAUACAGGAUGAUGAAAACCUCUCAUUUGGCUUGAUUCACACUAGUUCUUCCGCGAACAUCGGCGAAUCUAAUGCCAACGGCCGCAGCCGGUGCGUUCUCAUCCACCGGGAUCAUAAGUUCCGAGUCCCGAAGAGAAGGAGGAACAAUGAAUCGCUGAACGGGGUUUGGGAGAUGUUCCUGCAGUAUGUGAAGUUGGGAGUCUAGUUCUUCGAAAAUUCCGUUCCAUUUUUUCCACGUAAACUCAUUCGUUCUGUAGCCUUUGUUUCUUAUUUUGUUCUAUUUUCCGGUUUAACACGUAGCUACUGGUAGAUAGCUAUUGCAUCUAUUCAUGCUAAAGCGGACAGCCUGUGGAAUUCGAUCAACAAACGUUAUCUUAUAUGCCAGUAGAAUCAACACAAAAGACAAAAAAAAAUCAGUUCAACGAAUUGCUAUAUUUUAAUACAGCCUCUAUCGUGUAGAAGGGUUGAUAAGGGGGCGUACCUUUGCGAAUCCAUUCGCUUAUUUUGUUUUGGUUAAUUCUUAAUAAAAAUGACAGAGUCCUCAAUCAAAUUUUAUAAUUAUGGCCGUACAACCUACAAACAUUAAUCGGAACAGUAAGAUUGCUAAUGUUGCAAAAAUAUGUUCAAAGUGCAGACCAUUUUCUAAAUAAAUAGUUUCUU
Molecule: messenger RNA, 4703 nt
Organism: Toxorhynchites rutilus septentrionalis
Lineage: Eukaryota; Metazoa; Arthropoda; Insecta; Diptera; Culicidae
Gene: Upf1
Product: regulator of nonsense transcripts 1 homolog
Exons: 4
Coding region: 264-3632 (1122 amino acids)
Biological process (GO): nuclear-transcribed mRNA catabolic process, nonsense-mediated decay
Cellular component (GO): cytoplasm
Molecular function (GO): ATP binding; DNA binding; hydrolase activity
Source: RefSeq, a predicted model, not a curated record